Messenger RNA from Stereum hirsutum FP-91666 SS1, 237 nucleotides. RefSeq lists its product as uncharacterized. The annotation marks the transcript as partial. The record is from RefSeq and is a predicted model, not a curated record. The transcript has a single exon. NCBI's taxonomy places the organism in Eukaryota, Fungi, Basidiomycota, Agaricomycetes, Russulales, Stereaceae.
UACGAGCCUCUGGUCCCACUAUCCGCCGAGGAGGAAGCGAAAAUUCCGGACCAUAUCUCCGUCAUUGCCAUCGCGGGGCCUGAGGAGACUCCCAAGCAGUUCUGGAAGUGCAAAGAGGACGAGGCCUGGGGCCCUCUGUCUGUAACCCAGAGUUGGCCAUUCAAGAAAUAUUUUGGCGCUACCUGGCUGGCUGGUGCUCAGAACAUGGUCAAGAUUCCAGAGCCGAGGGCAACUUAG